AUGGCAGACCUUCUUGACAUAUUGGGGAUAGGGGCCAUGAUGAGUCUGGUCCCAAUGCUUGCAAACGGUCUUCUCUCGGUCAAGCGACCGCCCAGGGUCGACAUCAAUGCUGGAAGGCGGCUGAUUCACACAGUGCGGCCCAUCAUUCCCUACCGCGCCCCGGUGCCGUACACCGGCGGCCGUGUUCGAGCGCUCUUCAUUGGAAUCAACUAUACGGGCACGGGCAACGAGCUACAGGGCUGCGUCAACGAUGUUCGUCUGAUGUUGGGCACGCUGCAGCAGAUCUCCUUCCCGAUUAGUGAAUGUUGCAUCCUCGUCGACGACCCGUCAUUCCCCGGCUUCACCGGCAUGCCUACCCGCGAGAACAUCAUCAAGCACAUGCUAUGGCUGACUAGCAACCUGCGCCCUGGUGACGUGCUUUUUUUUCACUUCUCCGGCCACGGCGGCCAAACCAGGGCAACGCAGGACUCGCAAGAGAAGUACGACCAGUGUCUCAUACCACUCGAUCACAGGAAGAACGGCAGCAUCCUCGACGACGAUCUCUUCCUCAUGCUCGUCGCCCCGCUGCCGCCUGGGGUGCGCAUGACGUGCGUCUUUGACUGUUGUCACUCAGCCAGCAUGCUGGAUCUACCCUUCAGCUACGUGGCGCCGAGGAUGGGCAAUGGUGGCGUACGCGAGCACAUGCAGCAGGUACGCCGCGGCAACUACUCAAACGGCGACGUUGUCAUGUUCAGCGGGUGCACGGAUAGCGGCACCAGCGCAGAUGUUCAUAACGGCGGCCACGCGAACGGUGCUGCAACUCUUGCCUUCACGUGGUCGCUCCUAAACACGCAUGGGUUCUCCUACCUCAACAUACUUCUCAAGACGCGAGAGGAGCUGCGAAAAAAAGGUCGGGUGCAGGUGCCCCAGCUCACCAGCUCGAAGCCGAUCGACCUGUACAAGCCCUUCUCCCUCUUCGGCAUGGUUACGGUGAACGCGUCCAUGAUGCAUUUCGUGCCGCAGCAGUUCCAGCAACGUCCGCAGAAUCUCCCGCCACAGGCGAUGCCGCCCCCAGCGGGCUACCCGGCCUAUGCACCGCCGCCGCCGCAAGGCUACUACCCCCCACCGCAGGAUCAGCGCUGGAGCCAUGGCUAUCCUGCAGAGGGUGUCCCGGUGCAAGGGAUACCGUUGCAGCGGACAACUCUUGGUGUGCCGCAGAAUCCGCCGUCGCAGUACUCACCUGCUCCUCCGGCAGGGCAGUACGCACCUCGCCAGCCGCAGCAGGUUCCACCGGCCCAGUACACGUUCAGCUCAGUUCCCCCUCGCUAA
This is a messenger RNA of Leishmania braziliensis MHOM/BR/75/M2904, 1308 nucleotides long. Its product is annotated as putative metacaspase. Lineage: Eukaryota; Euglenozoa; Kinetoplastea; Trypanosomatida; Trypanosomatidae. The transcript has a single exon. Bases 1 to 1308 code for a protein of 435 amino acids. Gene Ontology annotation, biological process: proteolysis. Gene Ontology annotation, molecular function: cysteine-type endopeptidase activity. The record is from RefSeq and is a predicted model, not a curated record.